Messenger RNA from Magnolia sinica, 739 nucleotides. Its product is annotated as AP-1 complex subunit sigma-1. The transcript has 7 exons. Gene Ontology annotation, cellular component: membrane coat; intracellular membrane-bounded organelle; AP-1 adaptor complex. The record is from RefSeq and is a predicted model, not a curated record. NCBI's taxonomy places the organism in Eukaryota, Viridiplantae, Streptophyta, Magnoliopsida, Magnoliales, Magnoliaceae. Gene Ontology annotation, biological process: intracellular protein transport; vesicle-mediated transport. The coding region runs from base 124 to 609 and encodes 161 amino acids. Gene Ontology annotation, molecular function: clathrin-cargo adaptor activity.
AUAUAUUGUUGGGCCAUUGUCUUAUACAAUGAGGUUUUAGAAGUGUCUUGCAUCCGCACAGAACCGUUUCGUUUUCUGCUCGUAUUUUUGCGGAGAGAGAGAGAGAGAGAGAGUCCGGUAGCAAUGAUUCACUUUGUUCUUCUUAUUAGCCGGCAAGGAAAAGUGAGGUUGACAAAAUGGUAUUCUCCUUAUACGCAGAAGGAAAGAUCCAAGGUACUCCGAGAGCUCAGUGGAGUGAUUCUCACCCGGGGUCCAAAGCUCUGUAAUUUCGUCGAGUGGAGGGGAUACAAAGUUGUAUAUAAAAGAUAUGCCAGCCUCUACUUUUGUAUGUGCAUUGACCAGGAUGACAAUGAACUGGAGAUCCUUGAAAUUAUUCACCAUUUCGUUGAGAUUCUAGACCGUUAUUUUGGCAGUGUCUGUGAGUUGGAUUUGAUCUUCAAUUUUCACAAGGCAUACUAUAUACUAGAUGAGCUCCUGAUUGCUGGUGAACUUCAAGAAUCAAGCAAGAAAACUGUGGCACGACUCAUAGCUGCGCAGGACUCGUUGGUGGAGACCGCAAAAGAGGAGGCUAGUUCUAUAAGCAAUAUCAUUGCACAGGCCACAAAAUAGUGUAUGUUGAAAUUUAGUCUUUGGUUCUAUGGGUUUGUCAUGUUGUUUGUAUUAGUUCUUGACCUCCCUUGCAUAAAUGGAUGGGUGCAUGAAUUUUUUUAAUUUUUUAUGAGAUUGAUAACGUCUCCAA